Botrytis cinerea B05.10 is the source of this 885-nucleotide messenger RNA. RefSeq lists its product as hypothetical. The transcript is spliced from 3 exons. NCBI's taxonomy places the organism in Eukaryota, Fungi, Ascomycota, Leotiomycetes, Helotiales, Sclerotiniaceae. The record is from RefSeq and is a predicted model, not a curated record. The coding region runs from base 245 to 775 and encodes 176 amino acids.
GAUUCCAUUCAGCAUACGAAAGCUUGCAUAUAUAAGCAAGUGUCUUAUUUAUAGGCAUUACCCCUGCUUCGGAAACGGAUUAAUCACAACGCCUAAAUAAAGCAUUCAGGGUAGCAUCUAGCCUUAUAGCUCUAAAGAAUAGGUAUGAUCUCUCGACCAAAAAUAUCCAGCUCAUCCAAAGUCACUCUUUCCACACCAUUCCCCCUUUCCAUCCAUCUCUACAACACAGCAACAUAUUUUCAACAUGGGGAUCAUUUCCGGCGCGACAAUCAUAUCCUCUCUCUCCCUCCUCCACAUCACCCUCGCAUUCUUUUUCAUCACCAGCCCGGUGACCAUUGCUCAGCAGUCGCUGGUCUUCAUUUUGGGUGAAUCGAUGGGUUUGCCCUACGAGCGUUCCUUCGACCGCCAAUCCGCACCGAUAGCCUUUCUCGGAAUAAUAUUCCUCUUCCUCGGCAUCACAGACCUAGUAGCUAUAUCCAUGCCGGAAGAAGUAUCCCAAUACCACUGGGGAGUCCAAGCUCCCAUCCGAUUUUCCUUCUCUGCGGCCAUAGCACUCUAUUCUUGGCUUUCCUCGUCCGCCUCCCCUAUGUUCGCAUCUCGCAGCUCUCAUCACGCCGGUGGUUGGGGCGAGGGUCUUCAGAAUCGUAUCGUUUUUACAUGGGGAUUUAUCGAAAUGAUUGCUUGGUUUUGGGUUUUUGUUACUUUGAGAGAGGAGAGACAGCAGAUUGCUCUUAAGAAAGCGCAGAAAAAGGCUGCCGAGGAAGAUAUGAUGUGAUGAAUUUGAUGUGCUCAUCUGAGGAUAGAAUCUUAUAUGAUAUUUAACCCACCUAAAUAUAAGCAUAACCUCAAUACCAAUAUCUGUUUGAGGAAAUGGUUGAGACAUGC